GGAAAAGUCUGAUUGGAUUUAAUUUUUGGUUAUGGAUAGUGAUCUUGACAGCUGGUCAUAAAAAUUGACAGCUCGAAAAAAUCACAAAAAAACGAAAUCAACAUCAAAUAAUUCACUACGCCUUUUUAUGUUUUAGUUGUAAACCUGUAAAAAUUGCUAUAACCAUAAGUAACUUUAGUUUUAACUUAAAAAUAUGAUAAAAUUAUUUUCUCUGAAACAACAGAAAAAAGAUGGAGAAGCCUCACCAAGAAGCGGAAACCCGAAAAAAGCCUCGGCAGCACAACUUAGAAUAACGAAAGAUAUAAAUGAGUUGAACUUACCGAAGACAUGUACAACAGAAUUUCCCGAUCCAGAUGACCUGUUAACUUUUAAACUAAUAAUCUGCCCUGAUGAGGGUUUUUACAGAACAGGUCGGUUUAUAUUUAGUUUUAAAGUGGGACCAAAUUACCCACAUGAACCUCCAAAGGUGAAGUGUGAAACCCAGGUGUACCAUCCAAACAUAGACCAGCAGGGAAACGUAUGUCUGAACAUUCUUAGAGAAGACUGGAAGCCUGUUUUGACAAUAAACAGCAUUGUGUAUGGGCUUCAAUACUUGUUCUUAGAACCAAACCCUGAAGAUCCUUUAAACAAAGAGGCAGCUGAAGUGCUAACAAACAACAGAAGAGUGUUUGAACAAAACGUCCAGAAAGCAAUUAGGGGAGGUUAUGUGGGAGGAAUUUAUUUUGAACGUUGUUUAAAGUGAUGCACUGUGUGAGGACUUAAUAUAUAAAUAAAUAAUGUAAGGAUAAUGCCUCUCGAUUUUAAGGACUUCAGUUUUAAAGUGGCUCUUAUAGAUCUUUAAAUGAUAUUCCAAGCUGAGAUAAUCAGUUUAAGUUUAUUUAUCAUAUACAAUUAGGAAUUAAUUAAUAAUCAAUGGGUUACUUUAACUUAAACAUGUUCUUUUUGUGUUUUUUAUUUAAAACAUUUCUAUGAAAUCAGAAUUUUAAUAUCUUUUUCCGUUUUCAAGAUAUUUAAUAGUGACGCAAAUACAAGCUUUCUAUUGGCUGAAAGGUGCACUCAAGUGACAGAAAAAUCCACUACACAUCUGGGAGAUCUGGCAAUGUUAAAACUUUCAACAUUUCAAAACAAAUGUUUUAAAUUGCUAAACCAUAAAGAUAAUGUUAAAAAAGUUUUCUAUUAUGUAAGUAAACAGGCCUUUAUUUUUUUAUUUAUUCUUGCAGGACUUUUUAUCAAACAAACUCCUGUCCAGUAUCAAGAAAUAUUUCAUUUGUGGAUUUAUUAAAUUUAAGAUUUUUAAGGUGAUUUGUUCUUUUUCAUAUUUAUGCCAAAGUACACCCAUAAAAAUCCAGAAAAGUUUUUUUUAUUGUUU
Brassicogethes aeneus is the source of this 1369-nucleotide messenger RNA. The record is from the annotation of a GenBank genome assembly. NCBI's taxonomy places the organism in Eukaryota, Metazoa, Arthropoda, Insecta, Coleoptera, Nitidulidae.